GGGGUGGCACCGGAUCUUGCUGUCAGGGCGUUGCUGAAGGCUGGGAUUAACUCAGCCUUCAGAGAGCCUUCAGGGGACAAAGGAAAAACUGGCCCCGUGUCCGUGACCCCCGGCAGGGGCAGGGCAAACAGGAUCAGACCCUCUCCCGUUGCCUGUCAGGCCUUGGCAUACAGCCCUGCCCACCCCCGUGUCCCCACAUGGCCUGACCCUCUGCCUCCUGCUCCCCGCACACUGCCACCCUGGGGUCCGUGUGUCUGCUCCCCUGCCCCCUCACCUGGGCACCAGGUUCAAAGGCAGGAAGGGGGCUGAGUGGGCUUCCUGGAGAAGGGGCUGGCGGCCCAGCUGGGGUCCUAGACUGCCCCUCCCGCUGCUGGCCGUGCUGCGGUGGGUGGGCUGUGCCUGUGGCCGCCAGGCUGCUGCAGGGCACAACUCGAUCUGGGGCCUGUCAUGCAGUGGGCACAGGCCCAGGUCCGGCCACCACCCCAGGGCAUCUCAGGGGCAUAAAGGCCGGAGCCACCGGGAGCAGCUCACCCAGAACCACGUCCAGCCCCACCAUGCUGCAGGUCCUGCUCACCGGCUCCAUCCUUGCCCUGCUCGGGGUGACCCCAGGCCAGGCCGAGGUUCCCAUCCAGGCCAGCUUUGAUGCCAGCCAGUUCCAGGGCGUCUGGUACGUGGUGGGGAUGGCGUCGGACGACCAGGACUUCCAGGACACGAAGGACAACAUGAAGAUGCCCGUGAUCUCGGUCACUCCCGCGGCCAACGGCGACCUGGCCCUCAAGCUCGGCUACCCCACGCCAGACGGCGGGUGCCAAAAGGUGGACACGACCUACACCAAGGGCGCCGUGGAUGGGCAGUUCAGCGAUGCGGCCAUGGCCCAGACAGACAUCAGGGUGGUGGCCACGGACUACACGCACUACGCGGUGAUGUACGUGGAGGCGCAGAAAGCAGGUGCCAGGACCGUGUGGCUGCAGCUCUACGGCCGAACUCCAGAGAUGUUUCCGGAAGGCGCCCAGAAGAUGCAGCAGCUGGCCCCCCAAGUGGGCCUGAACCCCAGCCAGGGCGCCAUGCUGCCCAAGACGGACCAGUGUGCCGGCACCAUUUCCAAGUGAGCGCCCAGCGCAGGACACCGGACCACCAGCUGCAGCGCGGGGAGACGCCUCCUCCCAGCCCUGGCCCCAGCACAAUAAACAAGCUGAAAGCGUU
Molecule: messenger RNA, 1203 nt
Organism: Sorex araneus (European shrew)
Lineage: Eukaryota; Metazoa; Chordata; Mammalia; Eulipotyphla; Soricidae
Gene: LCNL1
Product: lipocalin like 1
Exons: 7
Coding region: 555-1109 (184 amino acids)
Molecular function (GO): small molecule binding
Source: RefSeq, a predicted model, not a curated record